GCACAGUUAGUUGAUCUGAAGUCUGAACUGACAGAAACACAGGCAGAGAAAGCAGUAUUGGAAAAGGAAGUGCAUGAUCAGCUUUUGCAACUCCAUGCUGUUCAACUUAAGAUGCAUGCCAAAACUGGUCAGAGUGUUGAUUCUGGGGCUAUUAAGGCAAAACUGUCUGUCCUUUCUGUGGAUGAAAUGGAGAGAGAACUUGAAGCCAACAAGAAAGAAAAAGUAAAAGAAGCUCAGCUGGAAGCCGAAGUGAAGUUGCUGAGGAAGGAAAAUGAAGCACUUCGUAGACACAUAGCUGUGCUUCAGGCUGAGGUUUAUGGAGCAAGAUUGGCAGCCAAGUAUUUAGAUAAGGAACUAGCUGGAAGGGUCCAGCAGAUUCAGUUACUGGGCCGAGAUAUGAAAGGACCUGCUCAUGACAAGCUCUGGAAUCAGCUUGAAGCAGAAAUACACCUUCAUCGGCACAAAACUGUUAUUAGAGCUUGUCGAGGUCGGAAUGAUCUAAAACGACCAAUGCAAGCACCACCAGGACAUGAUCCUGAUGCCUUAAAGAAGAGUCAAGGUGUUGGUCCAAUCAGGAAGGUUUUGCUAGUUAAAGAAGACCAUGAAGGACUAGGAAUUUCUAUCACAGGUGGUAAGGAACAUGGUGUUCCAAUACUGAUCUCGGAAAUCCAUCCUGGACAACCUGCUGAUCGAUGUGGAGGACUGCACGUUGGUGAUGCUAUUCUGGCAGUAAAUGGAGUUAAUCUAAGAGAUGCCAAACAUAAAGAAGCUGUAACUAUUCUUUCCCAACAGAGAGGCGAGAUUGAAUUUGAAGUAGUGUAUGUUGCUCCAGAAGUUGAUUCAGAUGAUGAAAAUGUAGAAUAUGAAGAUGAGAGUGGACACCGUUACCGUUUAUAUCUUGAUGAAUUGGAAGAAGGCGCGCAUCCAAGUUCUAAUAGGAAAGAUGCAAAUGUGGAUGUCAAACCCUCACAAGUGUUUGAUAAGAAGCCAAGUAUUGAUGGACAUGAAAAUGGAGACCUGGGAAAUUCAGUUGGAGCUCCAUUAGAAGACACUGCACCCAAGUUAGCCUGUUCUGCUGAGUCUUUAUCCUAAAAACAAACAGACAAAAAAAAUCAACUGGACAGAUCCCAUCUUUGGGAACAAUUGAUAAUCAAUAUUGACUGCUCCAAGAUGCAUAUACUAGUGUAGGUUGUAAAAGGAUGAUUAAAUGUCAAAAGGAACUGUAUUACUGUUGCCUGGAAAAAAGGCAGUUACCUCAGGGCUUCAUUGUGAGCAAUUCUAAAUGUGGAAAACUGUCUUUUGCGUGACACACAGUAGUUACCUAACACAUGGCAUGUGAAAUGAAUUUUCUUUUAACAAUAAGCACCAAAGCAUGGGAUUUCUAAAAAGGGUAACCUCAAUACAUUCAACUUUUAAUCUCAUUAAUGUCCCCAGGGAAGUAGAAUAAGAUGUGGCCAGCUCCAUUUUGACCCUUUGGUCCUUUAAAGGGACAGUUGAUGUUCAGUUUGGUGUGAAACAAGCUUUAACUGUAGAAGGAUGGAGGGAGAAGUGUACCAUUGCAUCGAUGAAUACUGUACUUAGGAUUUU
Molecule: messenger RNA, 1587 nt
Organism: Nestor notabilis (Kea)
Lineage: Eukaryota; Metazoa; Chordata; Aves; Psittaciformes; Psittacidae
Gene: GOPC
Product: golgi-associated PDZ and coiled-coil motif containing
Exons: 8
Biological process (GO): negative regulation of protein localization to cell surface
Cellular component (GO): membrane; Golgi apparatus; trans-Golgi network transport vesicle
Molecular function (GO): transmembrane transporter binding
Source: RefSeq, a predicted model, not a curated record